Messenger RNA from Homo sapiens (human), 1683 nucleotides. RefSeq names its product hyaluronan and proteoglycan link protein 2 (gene HAPLN2). Bases 320 to 1342 code for a protein of 340 amino acids. Lineage: Eukaryota; Metazoa; Chordata; Mammalia; Primates; Hominidae. The record is from RefSeq and is a predicted model, not a curated record. Gene Ontology annotation, cellular component: extracellular matrix; gel phase of interstitial matrix; node of Ranvier. Gene Ontology annotation, biological process: cell adhesion. The transcript is spliced from 8 exons. Gene Ontology annotation, molecular function: hyaluronic acid binding.
CGAAACCAUAGAGACGUCCGCGGGAACCAAAAUCACGGUUUUUCCAGGAGAAACCAUUGCGGAGCCCAAUUUGCCGCAGCUGGAAGUCCUGGAUAGUUCCCACCUGAAAGUCUGUUUGCAAAGGCAAUGCGCACUCAGGCACCAGAGGGCAGAGGGGCUCAAGUUCCAGGGUUUUAAGGUGCUUGGAACUCCCAGGAGCCUGGCAAACCUUCAUCCAGAACCUCUUCCUCAAGCAAGACAAAAAGCUGCUAAGCACUGCUCCCUCCGUCUCUGUGAAGAGACCAGCUUCUAACAGACGGUGCCGGGCUGACCCCCCAUCAUGCCAGGCUGGCUCACCCUCCCCACACUCUGCCGCUUCCUUCUUUGGGCCUUCACCAUCUUCCACAAAGCCCAAGGAGACCCAGCAUCCCACCCGGGCCCCCACUACCUCCUGCCCCCCAUCCACGAGGUCAUUCACUCUCAUCGUGGGGCCACGGCCACGCUGCCCUGCGUCCUGGGCACCACGCCUCCCAGCUACAAGGUGCGCUGGAGCAAGGUGGAGCCUGGGGAGCUCCGGGAAACGCUGAUCCUCAUCACCAACGGACUGCACGCCCGGGGGUAUGGGCCCCUGGGAGGGCGCGCCAGGAUGCGGAGGGGGCAUCGACUAGACGCCUCCCUGGUCAUCGCGGGCGUGCGCCUGGAGGACGAGGGCCGGUACCGCUGCGAGCUCAUCAACGGCAUCGAGGACGAGAGCGUGGCGCUGACCUUGAGCUUGGAGGGUGUGGUGUUUCCGUACCAACCCAGCCGGGGCCGGUACCAGUUCAAUUACUACGAGGCGAAGCAGGCGUGCGAGGAGCAGGACGGACGCCUGGCCACCUACUCCCAGCUCUACCAGGCUUGGACCGAGGGUCUGGACUGGUGUAACGCGGGCUGGCUGCUCGAGGGCUCCGUGCGCUACCCUGUGCUCACCGCACGCGCCCCGUGCGGCGGCCGAGGCCGGCCCGGGAUCCGCAGCUACGGACCCCGCGACCGGAUGCGCGACCGCUACGACGCCUUCUGCUUCACCUCCGCGCUGGCGGGCCAAGUGUUCUUCGUGCCCGGGCGGCUGACGCUGUCUGAAGCCCACGCGGCGUGCCGGCGACGCGGCGCCGUGGUGGCCAAGGUUGGGCACCUCUACGCCGCCUGGAAGUUUUCGGGGCUAGACCAGUGCGACGGCGGCUGGCUGGCUGACGGCAGUGUGCGCUUCCCAAUCACCACGCCGAGGCCGCGCUGCGGGGGGCUCCCGGAUCCCGGAGUGCGCAGUUUCGGCUUCCCCAGGCCCCAACAGGCAGCCUAUGGGACCUACUGCUACGCCGAGAAUUAGGCGCCCACCGUGUCCCCUCCAGCGCGCGCGAAGAAGCUUGGGAGUCGUGGCGGGGGUCUCUCGCCACCCCUUUCCGGAGAGCCUCCCCUCCCUCCAGACCCGGAGCGGCCUCUCCAGACCUGCCUUCCCAGCCGGGGGCUGCGGGCCUCGGACCCCGGCUGGCCCGGCGGCGGGGAGGGGAGGCGGGGGCGCCUCCGGCGGCGAGAUGCAGAGGUGACCCUCGGACCCGCUGCCGUUCGCGAACCCUAGCAGAGGACUCAGCCACCGCCGGGGGGAGGGUGAGGCGGCCGGGGGCAUUAACUGACCUCUGAGUACAGCAAUAAAAUAACCUGGGGAUCUUU